Molecule: messenger RNA, 1044 nt
Organism: Gracilinanus agilis (Agile Gracile Mouse Opossum)
Lineage: Eukaryota; Metazoa; Chordata; Mammalia; Didelphimorphia; Didelphidae
Gene: P2RY10
Product: P2Y receptor family member 10
Exons: 1
Biological process (GO): phospholipase C-activating G protein-coupled receptor signaling pathway; positive regulation of Rho protein signal transduction
Cellular component (GO): membrane
Molecular function (GO): G protein-coupled receptor activity
Source: RefSeq, a predicted model, not a curated record
AUAUUCAAGAUGGAAGGGAAUAGUACAGAAGUAAAAUGUAAUGAUCUUCACCUGCCAUUUCAGUAUCCCCUUUAUGCGAUCACAUAUAUUGUGAUCUUUAUUCCUGGCCUUCUGGCCAAUGGUGCUGGCAUCUGGGUCUUGUGCCGCUACAUCAACAAGAAGAACAAGGCCAUCAUCUUCAUGAUCAACCUGGCCAUUGCUGACUUUGCCCAUGUUCUGUCACUGCCAUUGCGGAUCUAUUACUACAUCAGACACCAGUGGCCCUUCCCAAGGUCCCUAUGCCUUCUCUGUUUUUACCUGAAAUAUCUCAACAUGUACGCGAGUAUCUGUUUCCUGACAUGCAUUAGUCUUCAGCGGUGCUAUUUCCUCCUUAAGCCCUUCAAGGCCCGUGACUGGAAGCGCAGGUACGAUGUGGCCAUCAGCGCUAUCAUCUGGGUCACUGUCGGGGCUGCCUGCUUGCCUCUGCCUGUCAUGAGAAGUGCCAGCCUGGCCAACAACUCCAGUGAGAUCUGCUUUGCUGAUCUUGCAGUCCAGCACACCAGCAUGACUACUUCCAUUGCCAUGAUCACCGUAGCCGAACUGGGAGGGUUUGUGAUCCCUAUUGGCGUCAUCACCUUUUGCACUUGGAAGAUGAUGAAAUCUUUACAAGACUACCAAACGCCUCCCCACAACAACGAGAAAGAUAAAGCCUUUCGGAUGGUCCUGAUAUGUGCCAUGGUCUUCUUCAUUUGUUUCACCCCAUACCAUAUCAACUUCCCGAUAUUCAUGAUGCUAAAGCAAGACCUCUUUUCCAGCUGCCACUUUAUGAAGAUCAUUCUGUGUUUCCACAUCAUUUCUUUGUGCAUCGCUAGUAUGAAUUGUUGCCUCGACCCCCUGCUGUAUUAUUUUAUGACGGCUGAGUUUCGGGAUCAGUUGUCUCGCCGCGGCUUUGUGAACAUCCUGUCUCGUUUCACAUCCAAGCACAAGAACUUUGGCUUUAAUCGCAGGCAAGAUGAGCUUCAAACCAUCACGUUUGAGCUCCUGGGUGACUUCAAGUCAUUUUAA